Myxocyprinus asiaticus (Chinese sucker) is the source of this 6347-nucleotide messenger RNA. Its product is annotated as protein phosphatase Slingshot homolog 1-like. Lineage: Eukaryota; Metazoa; Chordata; Actinopteri; Cypriniformes; Catostomidae. The transcript is spliced from 15 exons. Bases 289 to 3201 code for a protein of 970 amino acids. The record is from RefSeq and is a predicted model, not a curated record. Gene Ontology annotation, biological process: actin cytoskeleton organization; protein dephosphorylation; negative regulation of actin filament polymerization. Gene Ontology annotation, cellular component: cytoplasm. Gene Ontology annotation, molecular function: protein tyrosine/serine/threonine phosphatase activity; actin binding.
CCUAAAUGAGGUCCAUCAUGUAUGGCCACUAAAUGAAGGGUUCUGCCGGGGAGCACCCGUUAUUUAUUGGCAUCGUUCGCGUGGAUGACCAUUUUCAGAAUCGCUGAGUUGGAUGACAAAGCCGAUGAUGGGUUUAUCGCUCCGGUGAAGCGGGCGCUAAAUAGAUUAAAUGCGCCUCUGAAUGUAUUAACCCCGUCAUUGGCGGCGGGUGCAAAACAGGAUAUCUCAGCGUCUCCUCCUCGGUCACCCCAGCGCCUGUGAGGUUUCCCUGGAAGCUUUACCCCAGCCAUGGCUCUGGUGACACUGCAGCGCUCCCCUACACCCAGCGCCGCAUCCUCAGCCAGCACCAACGCGGGGGAGGAUGUAGGCAGUGACGGUGAUGGAAAAGCAAACCUGAGCUUGAGUGAAAGUUUCUUCAUGGUAAAGGGGGCAGCUUUGUUUUUACAGCAAGGCAGCAGUCCACAAGGGCCCAGGACACCCACCCUUCACAAAAACGCAGGUGAUCUACCACAGCACCUACAAGUAAUGAUAAACACCCUUCGCUCUGAGGACAGAAUCAAAUUGGCUGUUAGGUUAGAAAGUGCGUGGAUGGAUCAUGUGCGGUACAUGGUGGUUGUCUACACAAAUGGGCAUGAAGACACUGAAGAGAACAUACUGCUGGGUAUGGAUUUCACAGAAAAGGACAGCUGCUCUUUUGGGAUGACCCUUCCGCUGUGGAGUGACACCAAGAUCCACUUGGAUGGAGAUGGAGGUUUCAGUGUGAGCACAGCAGGAAGGCUGCAUGUCUUUAAACCUGUGUCAGUCCAGGCCAUGUGGUCUGCCCUCCAGGUAUUGCACAAAGCAUGUGAGGUGUCCCGCAGGUACAACUAUUUCCCAGGGGGAAUGGCCCUCACCUGGGCUGGCUAUUAUGAGAGCUGCAUCUCCUCAGAGCAGAGCUGUAUCAAUGAGUGGAAUGCCAUGACAGAUCUGGAGACCACCCAGCCUGACUCCCCAGUCAUGUUUUCUGAUCAGCCAGCUGAGAGAGAGAUAACAGAGUGUAUGAUCACAGCCAAACUCCGAAACAUAAUGAUGUUUCAGGACCUGGAAAAUAUUACUUCCAAGGAGAUCCGAAAUGAACUGGAACAACACAUGAGCUGCAACCUGAGGGAGUAUAAAGAGUUUAUUGACAAUGAGAUGCUGCUUAUCUUGGGCCAGAUGGACAAGGCUACACUCAUAUUUGACCAUCUGUACCUGGGCUCAGAAUGGAACGCAUCCAGUUUGGAAGAGCUCCAAGACUCUGGGGUUGGGUAUAUCCUCAAUGUCACAAGAGAGAUUGACAACUUUUUCCCAGGUACCUUUUGUUAUUAUAACGUCUGUGUUUAUGAUGAUGAGACAACAGAUCUGCUGGCCCACUGGAAUGAAACCUACAACUUCAUAGUUAAAGCCAAGAAAAACAACUCUAAAUGCCUAGUACAUUGCAAGAUGGGAGUGAGUCGCUCAGCAUCCACUGUCAUUGCUUAUGCUAUGAAGGAGUAUGGAUGGUCGCUUGAGAAGGCACACAAUUUUGUCAAACAGAAGAGAAGUAUAGCACAACCCAAUCCAUCUUUCAUGCGACAACUGGCUGAGUACGAGGGGAUUUUAGAUGCCAGCAAGCAGCGACACAACAAACUCUGGCAACCGGAUGGUGAUGAGUACUCAUUGGAGGGUCUCCAGGCCUCAGCUGGAAGUGGUGAGCUGCACCCUGAUCGGGAGGCAGCGGCUUGGGGCCACGGAGGAGCAAGUUCUUCCCCCUGUUGUGGAGAUGAGCCAACAGACCAUCUCAAUUACAACUACUACUUCCGCCGACUUUCUGACACCGCCCUGGACAGUGAACCCUCCACACCAGUUCGAGGUCCUCCAAUUUUAGGCAUGGAGCGAGUCUUCAUUGAGAUUGAGGACGUUGAGAGGGAUGCAUUGUUGGAUGAUGAGGGUUUCCCCAUGGCUCACUUGGCCCUUCCUGGGGAGGGAACAGCAGCACAGACCUGCAGCCGGUUGGAGCCUUUGGAGGACAUGCGUUUGCGGCUGGAGUUUAGCACGGUGGAGGAGGAGGAUGAAGAGGAAGCACAAAAAGAGGAAGCAGAGAUGGCAGCCUUAGCACGCGGCGAGGAGACGCAGAGGGAAGACGAAAGCCUGGCUAACUUGAACCGAUUUAACAACGAGAACGCCAACAACAGCAACAGGCUGGCUGGGAAACGCAGCUGCCCUUCUGGCUUUGACGACAGUGCUAGCAUUGGAAACCCCUUCAAAGUGAAGCCCUCAUAUCAGUCGUGCCGAGACUGCCUGCGCCUGCCCAGCGGCCGCCGCUGUGAACGUCGCACCCAUCGCCUUAACCUGCCACGUCACACUGGCCUGCCCAGUAUCUCCAUCCAGGCCCCUGGAGGAAACCAAUUCAGUACCAUUGCCAUCAGUAAGGUGCCUCCCCCUGCCCCUCGCCAUCACAUGUGCAGCGGACACUGCCAGUGCACAUGUUACUCUGGUGCUUCUGAAGUGGUGAGCUUGGACGCUUACCACAAGCAUCUGGCUUUGCCCAAGAGGUGCAAAGAUCUUCCUCAGGAUUUGCAAUAUUCCUUGGAGACUGAGGACAUGGAUGAGAGGCACAGAAUGGAGGGGGAAGAGGAGGGCAGCAAGGGAAGCUCCAGCAGUCCUACUACAGAGCUAACUCUCCUAAAGCUCAGUCUGGGUGGUGAGAGGCCUAUUGCCGAGCUCAGCCAGUGGACCUACCUGGAGACACAGAUCCCUCAGUCAGAACAGAUGGACUUGAGUGUAGAGGACACUGCCACAGAGGACAUGGAAGUGGAUGAGGGGACCGUCCCCAUAGCCUCUGCUAAAUGCCCAGCACCACAUCAAACUUUCACACCAUGCUCCUCACCGCAGAGCUUUGCCCUGACGCGCAGCUCCAGCAGCAAAAGUCUGCAGAGCAUGCAGGGAGGGCAACAAGGCAUGGUACGUCAGCGAGCCCAAGAGAUUGAGAGCCGUGUGCGGCUUGCGGGUCUAACCAUACCCUCCCAGCUCAAACGGUCAAAUUCACUGGCUAAACUCGGUGAUUUGGCCAUCUCCACAGAGGACCUCACACUUUCUGCCACAGUCUCCAUUGACUACAAUGAGCAAGACCCUGCUCUUGGCAUGCAGUCCUCUUGCUCUCCCAAGCUCUCUUUAACUGUGUUGCAAAGUUUAAAAAGCUGACUUCUCAAAGAUGUCAGAACUGCUUUCUCAGUGAAUGGUAUAGCUCCAAGAAAAACCGACAGUCCUACAGCCACUGAAAGCUACGAUGGAGGCCGUUGCUGCAAGACACCUCAUGAGAACAAUCAGGCCAGAGUUGGACCUCCUUCCAACAGCCCUUAACAUAACUGCACUGCAUUUCUCAUGUGUUUGUCUGUGCUUUAACUUAGAUAUAUAUUAAAGAAGCAUGCUCUGGCUUGGAUCUUCAUUAACGGCUUUGUUGAUAACGCUUUGCUUUGUCUUGCUAAAGGAGCAUUACCUAUUAAGGUUUUAAAUACUUGUGAACCAUCUGUUGGUGGUUUAAUCCAGACCUAUCAAAACCGGUAUAUAGGCUGAGUGCCUCUAUUGGAUAUGAUUUUCCUACAAUCCCUAAACUAUUUGCGGAGAGCUGAUUGUUCAAAUAUUCAUUUGAUCUCCAUAAUUAAAUCUUACUAUUUUAAGAUACUUUAAAGGAAUAUUCCAGGUUCGAUACAAAUUAAGCUCAAUCAAUAGCAUUUUUGACAUAAUUUUGUUUACCACUAAAUUAAAAAUUUACAGAAAAUUUAAUUACGACUUGUCCCUCCUUGUCUUUAUAUAAAGCAAAAAUCUGGGUUACAGUGAGGCACUUACAAUGGAUGUGAACGGGGCCAAUCCGUAAACACAAAAAUAUUCACUGUUUCAAAAGGAUAGCCACAAGACAAACAAUAUGAGUGUUAACAUGAUUUUUGUGUGAUAAAAUCUCACUUAUCUCUUUUGUGUAAAGUUAUAUUUUACAACUUCGUUGCUGUGGCAACGUCAUGAACACUGAAAACCCUAAAAAGACUGAAAAAAUGAUAAUUUAAACAACUUUACAUCUCAAAUAAUACAUUAGUUUUAACAGAAGAAUUACUGUUAAUGCUUUUAUAAAAUUAUAAGCUUUGCAUAUCUGCCUUUAAACCCUCCAACAAUUGGCCCCAUUAACUUCCAUUGUAAUUGCCUCACUGUAACCUCAUGUUGUGCAUUUUUUAAAGAAUAAUUUUUGUGCUAGUCAACAUUAUGCCAUAAAUGUUAUUGAAUUAGGUUAAGCUGUAUUGAACACAUAAUAUUCCUUAAAUUGUACUUUUGGUAUUAUUACCAACAAAAUAAAUUACUACAUUUUGUCACCCAGUUUGUUUACUAGCAAAUUGAAUUGUGCUGUUGCAGAGGAACCAUCAUGCAAUUGAAAAGAUGUGAUAGGAAAAACUGAGACAAAUUGAAUUGAUUCACAUAAUAGUUACAAUCCAUUGGAUAAAAAUAUGAAAAAGCUGAACAUUAUGGCCAGGUGUUAUGAAAUGAAGAAAUAAUCAGACCACUUGUAGUUUCCUAAUGAUCAUAGAAAUUUCCAAACCAUAGAAAUUACUGGUUGGUCAAAUUCGAGUGGUAGACAAGUAUUUAUGGGUUAUUAAAAACUGAACCAGAUUAGAUGUAGACACUUAUACAUAUUCAAGACAAGAUUUUAGCUAUAGCAAAAUUAAUAAAACAAGGUGAUAAACAACAUUUUACCCAAAGCUUAUGCCUUACAAACAGAUAUUCAGUCUAAAAUUCAUGAAAAUGUCUAUUGAAGCCACUGUGUUACUCCACCCUGAUAUUUACUUGAAUCGUUUGUUGUUUUUUAAAUUCAUCCUAUGCCAUUUGCUAAAAUGACAACAUCAACAAAGCCACAUAAUCAGUCUUAUUUCCAGAGAAAACUGCAACAUGAAUGUUGUCGGCUAUUUGUAUUAGAACGUUAAAUUUUGCUUCUCAUCUGGAGUUUUUCAGAUUAACUAGAUCUGAAAUGUACUACUAGAGUACAGCUCUCAUGUAAUUUAGCUUAAGCUGUUUAUUGUACAAAUUGUAGCCUGUGAUGUGCAAAAAGGCUUUAGCAGCAACUCAGUAGUACAAUACAGUCUUCAAGUUGACCAGAAGAUGUUGAAAUGUGUCAUUAUAAUCCUUUAUAAGGUUGUUUUAAAGUGUCCUAUAUGAAACAGCAUCAUGGCAUCUGAUAAUGACAGUCAUGUACAUUCAGUGUUAACAGGCUCAAGCAUUACAUUUUAUUAUGAAAUUGUGGUCAUAGGGACUCGCUUGAGAUGUCAGUUUACUACAAUUAUGCGUUUGAUAUGUGUACCAGAACACACAAAGUUUGAUCCGUGCUCUGAGGUGGUAACAAGUGCAUAAGUAUUGUUUAAACUUGACCUUAAUUGUGAAUGUUUUUUGAAUGUUUUGAUAAUUAAUUUUAUUGGUCUUUAUGUUGUUUACUAUGGUUAUUUUUUAACAUUUAAAAUAUGCAAUGUGGCCUGUGCAAUAAGAGUAAGGAAGAAAUUGAAGAGGAUCUUUUUUUAUUUACUGAGAAGUGUGAAAAAUCUUAUAAUUUCCAUUUAGAAAAAGAAGAUGAGAGGUGAGAGAAGAGCACUUUGAGUGAAAUUCAAGUGAAAGCUUUUUAGUAUAGUCCACACGGGCUCAAUCACUACUGAAUGGAAACUAUGUACUGACUUUUGGAACUUCAUAUUGGCUUUGAGUUUGCUUAUGUUUUCUUCUUCUUUUUUCAUAUUUUAUUGCUGUAUGGUUGUGAUAAAUUUGAGUAUUUCUUUAAAUCAAAAAUUUUAUAAUAGCCAAAAUGAUGGCCUCCCAAAGAGAGUAAAGUUGUAUUCUUGCUUUCUGCUCAUGGCUCGUCAUUCCUCCUCCCAGCUGCUGCUGAUGGAAGUACUAGACAUUUUUGUUUGUUUAAACAUGUAAGUGCCUUACCUGUUGCCAUUUGCAAUCAGUUGUCUAACCGUUCUUUGGUAAAACUGCUCUUUGUUUUUUCUUCACCUGGUAAUGGUCUUUAUAGAGCAAAGUUUAUUUUGAACAAAUGCAUAUUUGUGGCUCAUUAAAGUCUGUUUGUCUCUUCAUUUUGAUAUGUCAUUAAAUUUUUUUGCAUAUGAGAUUUUUCAUUGUUGGGCAUGUUUGAAUGCACUUAGCUUACAAUAAAAUCACUGGAAUAAAUGGAAUAUUGUCUUUAUCCCUAACUAAACAGCUCUUAUAAAGUGACUUGGAACAUACAUCAUGCGUUCAUUUUUUGACCAUUUUAAGUUGUGCUGCACUUUGUUUUAUAAUAAUGUCAUGUAUAGACGAUUAUAUAAAUAAAUUGUUUAUUG